UCACAAAAUAAAAAUAAAAGCGUGCGUACAUACCUCUUCUAAGCUUCCCUCUUCGACUUCACCUAGCAAUCGAGCACCGACGUGUUUCGCCGUCGCAGAAUCCAUCCUCUUAAUCUAACCUAUCUAUUCCACAUCACAUCUCACAAGUCCCAGCAGCAAUCUACAAGAAGAGAGAGAGAAGCGAUGGCGCCUCCGUGCCGCGUCUUCCCAGCCUCGCAACUCGAAUCCGAGAUCCAAGCUACAGACGGCCGCGCGCGCAAAGGCGGUCGGAUCGACUUGUCCACCUGCGAACUCUUCUCGAUGGUCCAGUACGAAUGCCAGAUCGACCGACCCGAGGUAUCGAAUAGCCCCGUUCGGUGCUGGCCCGUGCAGCGAUGGUUCCGCCGAUGUCAAGACAAGAAGAGGAGUUUUAUGGUUGAGACUACGGUUUGGGAGGGGAUGAAGAAAGAUGAGAGCCUCGGUGGGGGGCGGCACGUAGUUUGAUAAAACCAUUGACUUUAAGAAAUGAAAUAGUUAAACCAUAUUAGACUGCAUUAGAUACCUGGGCAUUCUUGUGAUAU
Daldinia loculata is the source of this 560-nucleotide messenger RNA. RefSeq lists its product as uncharacterized. The record is from RefSeq and is a predicted model, not a curated record. NCBI's taxonomy places the organism in Eukaryota, Fungi, Ascomycota, Sordariomycetes, Xylariales, Hypoxylaceae. The transcript is spliced from 2 exons. Bases 184 to 483 code for a protein of 99 amino acids. Gene Ontology annotation, cellular component: mitochondrial inner membrane peptidase complex.